This is a messenger RNA of Colias croceus (clouded yellow), 2468 nucleotides long. RefSeq lists its product as uncharacterized. The record is from RefSeq and is a predicted model, not a curated record. Bases 108 to 2177 code for a protein of 689 amino acids. Lineage: Eukaryota; Metazoa; Arthropoda; Insecta; Lepidoptera; Pieridae. Gene Ontology annotation, molecular function: nucleic acid binding. The transcript is spliced from 2 exons. Gene Ontology annotation, biological process: DNA integration.
GACUUGCAGCUGAUCUUGUGGCGGGAUGAUCCCUCAGAGCCACUGAGGGUGUACCGACUCAACACCGUGACGUACGGAACGGCAUCCGCACCGUAUCUAAGUUGUAGAUGUUUAAAGGAAUUAGCCAAACACUCGAAUGUUCCGUCGCGUACGGAGCUUGCGCAUACGCUCGUACGAUCAAUGCAACAGCUGAUGUCACAGUGCGCUUGAUAUGUUCGAAGGGUAAGAUCGCGCCGACUAAACCUACAACUAUACCUAGAUUAGAGUUGUGUGGUGCGUUGUUAGGUGCACGAUUAUAUAAUAAGCUUAUUGGAUCACUGCGUUCAAACUUUGAUAAAAUUGUAUUUUGGACAGACUCAACUAUCGUUUUAGGUUGGUUAGGUAUGCCUAUUAAUUUAUUAAAACCUUAUGUUCAAAAUAGGACGGCAGAGAUUCACGAGCUCACCAAGGAACAUCCAUGGCGUCACGUCGCAGGCAAGGAUAAUCCAGCCGAUUUAGUCUCACGCGGGCAAGGUCUAGAAGCGCUUAGCUCCUCAUCUUUAUGGUGGGAGGGUCCGUUAUUUUUACAUAAUGUACAUUUUGAGUUGCCCGCUUUAAAACAUUCCAAAUUAAUUAAUUCAGAUUUACCGGAAAUUAAAUCUAUAAAUAUUUGUUGUCACAUAAGUAAUAAUUUAAACGAUAAUUUAAUUAUUUUUUCUCGAUUUUCACAAUAUAAUAGACUUAAACGCGCUGCUGCUUAUGUAUUACGUUUUAUUAAUAACGCGCGAAAUAAAACUAAUAAGUGGACAGGUUUAUUAUCAGUUGAGGAAUUAAAUCGUGCUGAAUUAACGUUAGCAAAGUUGAGUCAACAGGAAUCGUUUCCCGAUAUUUAUUAUGCGCUUAAAAAUAAUAAAAAUAUAACGAAUAUAUCAGGCUAUAAUCAAAUUUCUAAAUUAAAUGUAUUCUUUGACGCAAAUAAUAAUUUAAUUCGAGUAGGUGGGCGUAUUCAAAAUUCGCCAAAUUUUAGUUUUAAUAAAAAAUUUCCUAUUUUAAUCGCAUCUAAUCAUCAUUUUUCACUUUUGCUUUUUCGGUUCGAGCAUGAACGUUUACUCCACGCCGGGCCACAGCUUCUACUGUUUACGCUCAGAGAGAUGUGGUGGCCGGUCGGCGGCAGAAACCUCGCUAGGAAGGUGGUACAUUCGUGCAUGCGCUGCGCACGACUGCAACCGACUACGGUUGCGCCUAUUAUGGGGAAUCUACCGCAGGAGCGUCUGGACCCAGGUUAUCCGUUUAUACGUUGUGGUGUCGACUACGCUGGCCCAGUGUUCACGUUGAAUCGUAAAGGCAGAGGUGCUAAGCUACAAAAAUCGUACAUAUGCUUAUUUAUAUGUUUUGUUACACGCGCGGUUCACUUGGAACUUGUUAGCGAUCUAUCGUCGGAAUCAUAUCUCUUAGCUUUGAAACGUUUUAUAUCGCGGCGAGGUAAACCCGUGACUAUCUUUUCUGACAAUGGGAAGAAUUUUGUUGGUCUCAUGAAUGAUUUCAAAAAAUUUUUAGCUACCUGUUCUGAUGAAAUUAAAGCAUAUGCAACUUCACAAAAUAUUAAUUUUAAAAUGAUACCUUUUUACGCUAGCCAUUUCGGGGGAUUGUGGGAAGCUGGAGUAAAAAGCUGCAAGCACCAUCUCAAACGUGUAAUAGGUAACGCACAUCUAACGUUCGAGGAGUUUAGCACAGUAUUGACCCAGGUUGAAGCUGUCCUGAACUCCCGUCCUUUGACCCAUCUUUCCACAGAUCCCAAUGAUUUCCUUCCACUUAGCCCUGCACAUUUCCUGGUUGGUCGUCCGCUAACUGCACCUGUAACGGCUGAGAAUCUAUACGACGUGCCUGAGCUUCGCCUCCCGAGGUUCCAGAGGGUGGAACAAAUACGCCAGCACUUUUGGAAUCGUUGGUCCAAAGAGUAUGUCUCCGAGAUGCAAACGCGAACCAGAUGGCACCAGCACAAGGGGGAUCUCAAGGAAAACACGCUCGUUCUCAUUAAGGAUGACCGAUUGCCACCAUUGAAGUGGAGCUUGGGGCGCAUCCACGCGACAUAUCCGGGGAAGGAUGGAGUAGCACGAGUGGCUGACAUUCGUACUGCAGACGGCAUCGUGCGUCGGGCGUUCACUAAAAUUUGUCCGCUUCCUUCACCAGAUAGCUGAUUCUUCGCUUCGUGGUCGACAGUUCGUUGGAACCAGCACGUUCCAAGGCCGGGAGCAUGUUGGCGCAACAAAAUCGUGCGGAACGGAGCGUUGGUACUGCGUCAUCGCGGCGUCACGUCGCGGCGCCGUGCGAUUGGCCGCGGAUGACCCUACCACUGUCCUCUACGACUUCAACUUGCCACGCAGCCGUCGAGCAGUUAACUCCUUCGCUAAAAUUCACUGUCCUAACGCACUUUUGUAAUUUUGAGUAAUAAAUUUUUAUACGCGCAAAAUUUACUUUCUUCUUCUUCG